This is a messenger RNA of Daucus carota subsp. sativus, 2040 nucleotides long. Its product is annotated as biotin--protein ligase 1, chloroplastic. Gene Ontology annotation, molecular function: biotin--[biotin carboxyl-carrier protein] ligase activity. Gene Ontology annotation, biological process: protein modification process. The record is from RefSeq and is a predicted model, not a curated record. NCBI's taxonomy places the organism in Eukaryota, Viridiplantae, Streptophyta, Magnoliopsida, Apiales, Apiaceae. The transcript has 13 exons. Gene Ontology annotation, cellular component: cytoplasm. The coding region runs from base 525 to 1667 and encodes 380 amino acids.
AGAUUAUCGCUCCUAGAUUGCUUGACUGCCCCUGAGGAUACACUAAACCAUUGCUCAAUCAAACUGUUUACUCCUCUGUUUACCCACCACAUCGACUGUAACAACACGGACCUCUGCUUUCCCUCCUUCGUGUCUACAAUAGCUGAAUCAAGUAAAUUCAUCAAAGAAAUUAGGAUGUUGCUUUUACCUCAUACUAAAAGCCUUCUAUGUCAUGGCUGAAAUGACACUUGUCAGCAUACUGACAUGAACCAACAAUUCCUAAUUUUGCAACCAGUGGAGGUAAAUGAAGGACAUAUUUCUGCUUUUGUGAAGUUUGCAACAUCUGUGGCCAUUAAUUCAUCACCAGAUAUAAAGCUGUGAAAAACCAAAUACAUAUCAGAGAGCAACAUCACUUAUGAAAGUACAAAAGAUACAGAAUCAAAAUACACACGAGUAGGCAUACCAAUGCCAAGUAUUUGCAGGUAGCAUGAUUCAUGAAUUAUGUUUUCAUCACGAAAUCCUCGCAUUCGAAGAAAUAAAAAAGAAUGGGGUCACGAUUUGAUGAUCAAAUAGCUUUCUCCGUCUCCAAACCCUCCGGAAUGCGUAUUUCCCCCCGCUUUCUCUCUCUAAAACCUUCACCUCACUUUCUCUCUCUACCACUCCUAUCUCAUAAUCCCACCAAACCUUUCUCUUUAUCUUCUUCAGCUAUGGAAUCCGAAUCCACUUGUAUUUUAGUACUUGCUGGAAAAUCAGCUGCUGACAAGGAACUGGCUAAUUCUAUGAAAGUUAGCAAUAUCCUUAAACUCCCUGACGUUCCGGUUGUUUCGCUGCUUUUACAUGAAGAGUCUCCGAAUGAAUCCUUUCGAAUAAAUUCAUAUAUGAACUCUCUUUCAAAUACCUGCUUCGGACGGUUUCUUAUUUGGUCUCCGCGUUUGCCUUCAACUCAUGAUGUUGUUUCGAAAAAUUUUGAAGAGCUUCCUGUUGGCUCGGUAUGUGUUGCUGAUGUUCAAUAUAAAGGCCGAGGCCGCUCGAUGAAUAUUUGGGAAUCUCCAAAAGGUUGUCUUAUGUUUUCCUUUACAAUACAAAUGCAAGAUGGUAGAAUUGUUCCACUUGUACAGUAUGUCGUGAGUCUUGCUAUGACAGAGGCUAUAAAUGAUGUCUGCACUAAAGAUGGUGUUCCAUAUCUUGAUGUCAGAAUAAAGUGGCCCAAUGAUCUGUACUUGGAUGGCCUUAAAGUGGGAGGGAUCCUGUGCACAUCGACUUAUAGAUCAAAGAAGUUUAAUGUUAGUGCUGGAUUAGGUUUGAAUGUUGAUAAUGAGAGACCGACUACAUCCUUAAAUGCCAUCCUUAGAAAGUUGACUACAGUUUCUUACCAACUGCAGCGGGAAGAUAUUGUUUCUGCCUUCUUCAAUAAGUUUGAGAUUUUUUUUAAUCUUUUUGCAACUCAAGGAUUCAAACCUCUUGAAGAGCUAUACUACAAGACAUGGCUACAUAGUGGUCAGAGGGUCAUUGUAGAGGAAAAGAAUGAUGAGAAGGACCAUGGAAGACAAAGUAUGGUUACCAUUCAGGGUUUGACAUCUUCAGGAUAUCUAUUAGCGAUAGGUGAUGAUAAUCAAAUGUGUGAGCUUCACCCAGAUGGCAAUAGUUUUGACUUCUUCAAAGGCCUUAUCAGAAGAAAAUUAACGUAAGCAAGAUUCAGUGGCAUAUACCAACAACUUCAUUUUGUUUAUCGGUGUAUAAUCCUUCUUUGAUCUGUUAUACAUGGUCAAAAUCUUUUCUGCUCUGAAGUCUAUACCAUCUUUUAUUGAGUUUUGGUCAAGCACAUCAUUUUACUCUUCAAAUUUUUAUUUGAUUAAAAUUUUGAUGUUUACAAUUUCUUGUUCAGCUGCAACUAAAGUUGUAUAUCUUCCGUACGCUAUUUGACAAUGAUCUACAUGAUUUGUAUUUCAGUUCGAAGUAUGUUGUCUUUGUCAUUGUGAACUUGUGUAGACUGUAGAAUGGUUUUUUCUUUUUCAUCUAUAAUCAUAAUGAUUAAUUUUGAAAUUUUAGGUUUUGACAGUG